AUGCAUAGAUUGAUUCAGCUUAGUACAUCUCUUCCUAGAAGUUCUCAUGGUUCUUUAAAUAGGAUUCUCAAAACAUUCGAUCCUAGCAUACAGACCUGCUCCUUGUGUAAACAAUCUUAUUUAAUUGGGGGGCAAACAAGAAGUCAAUCCACCAGUAUUAGUCCCAAUCUAAAGAUGAAGAAACUGAGGAAAAGAAAGAAGACUAAAAAGGAUUACACAGAAUUAGUUGUUGUUACAAACAACUCAUCCUGUCAGCUAAAAGCAACAGUGCAAAAAUUGACAUUCAGUGAUUUGAAACUUCUUGCCAGUACCAAUCUCAACUUGAGUGAACUCUAUAAGCUCAAAGAGCUAUCCAAACAUACUCCAGUUGAAGAACACACUUAUAAUAACUUGAAUAUAAUAGAAAACAUUCCUAGGACUAGUCAGGAAUCUAAGAAUGAUAUCCUGAGCACUGAUCUGAGCACUGAUCAGAAUGAUCAAAAACAAAUUAUUUUUGAUAUACCUGAUUCCCUAGGAGAAAAAGAAAUGACUUCAGUAUUUGAUAACAGUUAUUCUCUUGAAUCACAACAGGAAAUUGCUAGUAGAAUAAAUGACCAUAUCAUUGCUGCUGAAUUGGAAUCUGAAAUGGAUAUUGAGAGCUUGAGACGAGUGAACACUUUCCAACCGGAAGUGAUCGAGGAGCACAUUCCUGAACCGGAAGAGCACAAAGAACUGCCCGACAAAACGACCAAAACGACCUUGGACUACCACCGCAGGGAAGAAAUAAUGAGCAAAACCCUAGCCGCCUACAUUGAAGUAUGCGCCCACAUGAAAAACCCCAUGCGAGGCUUGGGAGCACUGAAUUUCCACAGAUUCAAAACGAAAAAAAUCGAAAACAAAUCCUACGUCGCGAUAAAAAGCACCAACGUUUACAAUGCUCUGCUGAAAGGUUUCGCUCAUAAGGGCGAUUUCCCCAAACUACAGGAAAUAGUGAAGAUAAUGCAAGAAGAGCAAGUGAAAUGCAACGUGCAAAGCUACAUUGCCAUUUUUGAAUGUCUAGGCAAGUUGACCGCCAAACAAAACCACUCCAAAGAUGUCGAAUUUUACACCAAAGAGGCCCUUUCGAACAACAUAACCUACGAUAAGAUCAUGAACGAAGGUAGUUUUUUGAAUCAGGAAAGGGAGUUUGUCUUGCAAGCGAUGCGGGUUUAUGAUCCGGGUUAUGUUCCGGAGUACGAUAAGCCCGAUGUUUGGUAUAAUAAUCACAUGGUGGAUCACUUGAACAACAAGAAACAACUCGAGCCGCUUCGGUCUACAGGAGAUAAUGAGGGUGCAGUUGACGAGCUGAAGAAGGGCAUUAAAAAGCAACUUGAUAUGGAACAAGAAGGUUAUGUGACGAUAAAGAGCAUCAAUAACAGAGGUCCAAUCACCGACGAGGUGACCCGACACCGUACGGCUCUGCAGGAGCACUACGCCAUGUGGGCGGAGGCGGCUCUGGAGGCGUUCCAGCGCGAUCUGGCAACGCUGUCGGCGCAAAGGAGCGCCACGAAUAUGGAGCCCUACAUGCGCUGCAUCCCCGCCAAGGAUUUCGUGGCGAUUGUGGUUGAUGAGGCGAAGAAGAUCGCGCAAGGCUCGGAGACUUAUAGUCCGACGGUGAACAUGCUGUACAGGGAGUUGGGCAACAAAGUUUACACCAGGUACAGGAUCCUCUGCAAACAAAAAACCGGCGUCCUGGACAAAAUCUCCGACAUCCACACCGCCUACUGCGCCGCCUAUGUCGCCAACCGAAAAACCCACGACGCGCUCCCCACCGAGCAAGUCCCGGUGAACCCCCGGCAAGCCUGGCAGUGGCUCGAGUACGAAAAACUCCCGCACGGCGCCACCUUACAGAUGGACCACCAGCCGUGGCUGCCUACGACCUUGCAGUUCGUCGGGAAGUUUUUGUAUCAUAUCGUUAUGUACGAUUUGAAGGUUAAUGUGAAUGCGAUGCGCAGUAAUAACAAGCACGUCAAUCAUCUGCCGGCGUUCUAUACGAUUUUCAGGACGCAGGGAAGACUUGUCAAGGAGGAGGUAAAGCCACACCCGAUCCUAUCGAAGCUCUACCGUCAUUCGCUGCCCGAAACGUUGACCUUCCCCGCGUGGGAGGUCCCGAUGCUGUGUCCGCCCGUUCCUUGGGUGUCCACAGAGACGGGCGGCUACCUCGCUUCGCCUUGCGACGUCGUGAGGCUGCCCCAGCAAGCGACCGCCCAGCGGCAGCGCAUGGCGGAGGCGGGGACGAGACAGCUGUAUCCCAGCUUGGACUCGCUCAAUCAGCUGGCGGCGGUGCCUUGGCGGGUGAAUCGGAGGAUACUGGACACUGUGUUGCAGGUAUUCAAUGACGGCGGUUCGUCUAGGCUGGACGUCCCUGAACCCCCCUCCUCGUUGACGCCUCCGUCGCAGCCUACUAAUGAAAUGGACAAGGCCGAGCGGUAUCAGCUGUUCAGGCAGCGGAUGCAGUACAGAAGAAAAAAAGCCGAAAUGUAUUCCCUGUGGUGCGACUGCCUCUAUCGAUUGUCGUUGGCCAAUCAUUUUCGCGACGACGUGUUCUGGCUGCCCCACAACAUGGACUUCAGGGGGCGGGUUUACCCGGUGCCGCCCCACCUGAACCACCUCGGCUCCGAUUUGGCGCGCUCGAUGCUCGUGUUCGCCGAGUCUCGGCCGCUCGGGCCCGAUGGGCUCGAUUGGCUGAAGAUCCACCUGAUCAAUUUGACCGGGCUCAAGAAGAGAGAUCCGAUUAGCGAAAGAUUGAAAUACGCCAACGAGCACAUGGACGUCAUCCUCGAUUCAGCCGACAACCCGUUGACGGGCUACCGAUGGUGGUCGAAGUCGGACGAACCUUGGCAAACGUUGGCCUGCUGCAUGGAGAUCGCCGACGUUGUCAGAUCGCCGGAUCCCGAAAACUACCGAUCGCAUUUUCCCAUACAUCAGGAUGGCAGCUGCAACGGUCUGCAGCACUACGCGGCCUUGGGCAGGGACAGUGGCGGCGCGUUCAGCGUUAAUUUGGCGCCGUCGGUAGUACCGCAAGACGUCUACAGCGCAGUGGUGGCCUUGGUGGAACAGCAGAGAGCCAAAGACGCGGAAAACGGACAUGAAAUAGCGAAGAUCCUCGAAGGAUUUGUCGUGCGAAAAGUGAUAAAGCAAACGGUGAUGACGACCGUUUACGGAGUAACGAGGUUCGGGGCUAGGCUGCAAAUCGUUCGCCAGUUGAAGGACAUCGACAGCUUUCCCAAGGAGUCCGUUUGGGCGGCAUCGUCCUAUUUAACUGGCAGAACGUUCGACUCGCUGCGCACGAUGUUCACGUCGACGCGCGAAAUCCAGGACUGGUUCACGGAGUGUGCGCGCCUCAUUUCGGCCGUCGGCUGCCGCCACGUGGAGUGGGUGACGCCCUUAGGGCUGCCCGUCGUCCAGCCGUACUUCAAGUACAAGAAGCAGUCGAUUGGGCCCACGUACGAGUCCUUCGCCAUGGAUAAGUACGAGAAACCGAAUGUCAUGAAGCAGAAGAACGCAUUCCCACCGAACUUCAUACAUUCUCUGGACUCCAAUCACAUGAUGCUGACUUCCCUUCACUGCGAACGAGCGGGAAUAACAUUUGUCUCGGUACACGACUGCUAUUGGACGCAUCCUUCGACUGUACAAAUCAUGAAUAAGAUUUGCCGGGAACAAUUUGUUGCACUUCAUUCACAGCCAAUUUUGGAAGAUUUGUCUGCUUUCAUGUCUGAUAAAUAUAGUUAUCAUCAAAGUGAUUUUGCUGGGGAUGGUUCCCUCGCAGAUGCAACCAGAAAGAAACUGAACAGAAUUUUGAGGCAGUUACCCAAAACCGGUUCGUUUGACAUAACCAAAGUUUUAGAUUCAGUUUAUUUCUUUAGUUAA
Messenger RNA from Phaedon cochleariae (mustard beetle), 3888 nucleotides. The record is from the annotation of a GenBank genome assembly. NCBI's taxonomy places the organism in Eukaryota, Metazoa, Arthropoda, Insecta, Coleoptera, Chrysomelidae.